Hydractinia symbiolongicarpus is the source of this 2489-nucleotide messenger RNA. RefSeq lists its product as uncharacterized. Lineage: Eukaryota; Metazoa; Cnidaria; Hydrozoa; Anthoathecata; Hydractiniidae. The transcript is spliced from 11 exons. The coding region runs from base 478 to 1908 and encodes 476 amino acids. The record is from RefSeq and is a predicted model, not a curated record.
AAACAAAUAAACGAACAAAUAAGCAAACAAACAAACAAACAAACAAACAACAACAACAACAAUAAUAACAACAACAACCAUAACAAACUAGCAAAUGUAUUAUUCUUUUUUAAUAAUUUAGUCAUUCCUGUUCAAUUUGAAUAUAAAGAUUUCACAGUUGGUGGAUUUUAUAACGCAAAAGUGAACUUCAUUCUACACAAACGAGGCAAUGAUAAGACAAUAUUCUACGCUUUUGAAGAUCUCAAUCAGCCAUUAAGUGCCUCAGGAGCAAUCAACAUAUUUCAUCUAUAUGAGUUUACAGACAACAUCAAACCUUCGACUACACGACAAUUGAUUCUUCACCCCGUCACGAAAUUGAAUUAUAAGCUUACAGAGUGGCUUGGAGAAGAUGAAGAAAUAUUAAGUCCACAAUUAUCUAUACACUUCGGUCUAAGUGAUUAUGUUGACAACCAGAGUAGCAAUUCGUUGUGGUUCACUAUGAUACAGGAGAACGACGCUAUGGUCAUUGUGGAUAUCUCCAAGAGAAUGAACAUAACGCGUCCAUCAUUAUCUUGUACGUUGCAUUGGAAGGAUCACACCAUAUUUUUUCCAGACCUACAGCAUUUCGAAGUUUAUUUUGAAAUACGGACAAUACAUGCAGCUUGUAACAAGAACAUUGAAAAUUUAACUGUAGUGCUGUAUCAUGAAUCCUAUCUUGAGGCGUAUUAUGUUUCUGGAAGACCAAAUCACGUAUGUCUGGAAGAAACUGAUAUAACAAUAGAAAGAAAUAAGAUUGUAAUUAAGUAUUCAACAUUGUACAUAUUCAGUGUUGUUUGUAUAAAGGUGAAUUAUCGGUAUAGUGGUGUGAGAUUCCAGGGUGGUUACAAGAAAGUUGCAGUCCAAGCUGACUUCUUUCGAACUGAAUUUAAAAACAACGUUGCAGUUAUUAAACACGACUCGAGAGUAUAUCAUACCUACGUUUCGAAUGUUCCGGGGUUUUACAUUUAUGAUACUGAUUCAAAAUAUUGCGUAAGGCAACUUCCGACGGCGCCAAUGGAGAUGCAUAUCGGAUACUAUUGUACCCUCUUUACAGACAUUCCCCACAACCUAUUGUCAUUGUAUGGCUUCUGCGCUAAUAAAACAUCGAGUACAGAAAUUACAAAUGACGUCUGUGGAAAAAAGAAAAGAUUGACUAAUAAACCAUCUUCAGCGCGCUGGGAAGACGAUAAAACGUAUCUUCAGGUUCCUCUAGAUGCAGCGAAGCCGGGCUCAUCACAAGAGAAUGUUAAAUUUCAAAGAAAAUACAAGAAGAGUUUUGGACUGAAAGCUACACCAAGUACACCGGCAGCUGAUAGAAAUAUGAAAAUUGAUGAAGUCACUAUAUUGCUGUAUGACGGUGCAUUCACAGCAUGUAAUUACCACAACGAUAGGGAAUACAGUUGUGUCAUUUACAACAAGAAAGUCAAACGCCUCACACGAUUGCCCCCGAUGUUUGCCAAUGUCCUUGGUUACAACAUAGCAACUGACACAACAAUUUGUAAAGACAACAAAGAUCGCUACAUGGGAUACCGGCCGAAAGGAAAGCGCAGAGUUUUUUACAUUUCAGAGAACAUGUGGCUUAAAUUAAAGCGCAAAGGCAGUACCAUACUGUCUAAAGUGUACAAUCGAACGAUUUUAGCUGAAAACAAUGCUGAAAAUGAGUUUCAAUUGGGAAGUGAUUUCUUUACAGUGACACCACUUGGUUUGUACGACAUGACUGGUGAAACACAUAUUAUUUUAUGGUUCGUUGAUCAUGAUAAUUGCGCCACAGUAGUUGGCUCAUCAGAACGUUUGGCGUUUCCGAAUUGUCAAGAAAUUAAGAAGUACUGUAAGGCCGCUACGUCUGGAACAUAUUGGAUCGGAACAACGGAAACAAAUUGCGUUUUUUAGAGGCUAUUUGAUCGUAUGAAACGAUGAUUGGUAAUUGUUUGUUAACUGUUUAGUCGAUCUAACAAGAAAGCUUAGACUGGAAAUAUAGAUGGGAAGGUCAUGACGUAUAUACCAAACGCAGUUGAAGUCUGCGAAGAACUUUUAAAAAAAGCAUAUUUAUUUUGUUUCCUUGAAUUAAAGUUUUCUGAGAUAUAAAAAAGGAGACGUACUUUUAGCACUCACAUAUUUCGAUAGUAAACAAUAAAAACUUUGUUUUUUUAUUUUUUAACUUUGAAUUUACAAUUUUCGACUUUUAAAUUUUGAAAUUCAUUUUUUCAGUCUAGUUUUUAUUUUCUAGUCUGUUAUAUAUAUUUAAUCUUAAUUUGGACUUUGAUAUUUGAAAAUAAAUAUAAAUUGUAAAUAGAAUAAAUCUACACGCACUUUAGAUCGAUUGUGUAAGUAUCUCGGCAACCUAAUCAAGCUUUGCACAGUUCAAUUCAAUGUGGGUCCUGCGUUCUGAAUGUAUACAUUGAGUAUAAACUGGCAUUGCCUACCCAAUUUCCCUCACAUGGCAUGGGUUGACGCAUAGUUGUAGCAAAGGC